Schizosaccharomyces osmophilus is the source of this 768-nucleotide messenger RNA. RefSeq names its product dysferlin-like membrane trafficking protein Mug65 (gene mug65). The record is from RefSeq and is a predicted model, not a curated record. Gene Ontology annotation, cellular component: membrane. Bases 1 to 768 code for a protein of 255 amino acids. The transcript is spliced from 4 exons. Lineage: Eukaryota; Fungi; Ascomycota; Schizosaccharomycetes; Schizosaccharomycetales; Schizosaccharomycetaceae.
AUGGAUGAAACGGAUUCUUUCCAACAAUUAGACGUCUUAUACGAAAAUCAACGAGGGAUUACAUUCUGUGGAGCUGUUUACUUUUCAGAAAAGUCGCUUUUGAACUUUGAUCCUGCUCCUUGGGUAGACGGGAAUUUUAAAGCAUCACCAGUCAAUAUAAAAACGGCAACCUGUCCGGAUCCAAGUUGGGAAUGGGUCUGGCAACGUUGGUACGUCGAUAUGAAUGGAGAUGUGGAUGAGUCCGGAUGGCAAUAUGGAUUUUCAUUCGGUUUCUCGAAUUGGAAUGGAAGACCAAUAUCAUUACAGUCGUUUGUUCGACGCCGUCGAUGGAUUCGGCAGCGAAAAAAGACGGAAUGCUUGAGAGAUGAUCCAAGGCUCAUGAAUGAUUACUUUACAAUAUCUUCCUCUUACGCGGUUACCAAACCCCCAAUACGCACUCAGCAUACUGGAAGCCUAUCAGCCAUCACGGACACUGAAGAAGAAGAAGUUGCAACAAUUCCUUCGUUACUUCAAUCCUUACAAAAUUCCCGAAUCGAUCGCGAAAAAUUAGAAACCCUUCAAAAGUUCCUUCAAUCUGCUAUUUCUCCGGACAUAAAUUAUCUGAUAAACAUGAAAGAAAAAGUUAUAAAAAGCUUCGUGUAUGAAAGCAGUUGCCGUCAAGCGAAAGAAAUGUUAAAUGCCAGACCAACAAAGCAAGACGAUGCUGGUCAGCCUAAUGAAACUGAUACUCCCGGUAAGGAAACACGGUCUUUCCUCGAGUCUAUAUAA